Messenger RNA from Molossus molossus (Pallas's mastiff bat), 3957 nucleotides. It is a transcript of the gene TXK, whose product is annotated as TXK tyrosine kinase. NCBI's taxonomy places the organism in Eukaryota, Metazoa, Chordata, Mammalia, Chiroptera, Molossidae. The transcript is spliced from 14 exons. The record is from RefSeq and is a predicted model, not a curated record. Bases 329 to 1912 code for a protein of 527 amino acids. Gene Ontology annotation, molecular function: non-membrane spanning protein tyrosine kinase activity; protein binding; ATP binding. Gene Ontology annotation, biological process: integrin-mediated signaling pathway; T cell receptor signaling pathway; tissue regeneration.
UCUCGUCUUCUGUACACUCGUUAGCUGACAUUAGCCCUGACCAGAGUAAGGUAGAACACGGUGGUCAUCAGACGGAGGAAAUGCAUAAACCAGACCUGGAGAGAAGAGCCUGAGAAGGGAAACCACAUCGGUCAGGGUGCCAGUAACUUACUUUUGCUUUGGUGGCAGGUUUUUGUCUUCCGCUAGUAAAGGAGGGCACAGUCAAGGCCUUGCAUAUGCUUCGUAAUAAUUCUUGUCACCGCUGCUCUGGGGGAUUUCCUGCUUUGGAAUAGCACCGCCAGCCUCCUCUAUCUGAUAUCAUGGACCCAUGGCUUUCUAACAGCUGAGGAUGCUCUGCUUUUCAGAUAAUACCAUCCAGUCGAUUUUCUGUUGCUGCUGUUGCUGCUCCGUGCAGAAGCGGCAAGUGAGAACACAAAUAAGCCUGAGCAAAGAUGAAGAACUUGCAGAAAAAUACACCCAGCAUCGCAGGCGGUGGUUCAGUGAAUUGCAAAGUAAGAAGCAAUCCAACAGGAGCCGUGUGCAACCAUCAAAACGCAAGCCGCUGCCUCCCCUCCCGUCCCCUGCGGUGGCUGACCAGAAGAUCCGAGUCAUGGCACUAUAUGACUUUCUGCCCAGGGAGUCCUGUGAUCUAGCAUUAAAGAGAGCAGAGGAAUACUUGAUACUGGAGAAGUAUAAUGCUCACUGGUGGAAGGCAAGGGACCGUUGGGGGAAUGAAGGCUUAAUUCCAAGCAACUACGUGGCUGAAAACAAACGAACUAAUUUAGAAAUAUAUGAGUGGUACCACAGAAACAUCACCAGAAAUCAGGCAGAGCGUCUUUUGAGACACGAGUCUAAAGAAGGCGCCUUUAUUGUCCGAGAUUCAAGACAUCUGGGAUCCUACACAAUCUCUGUGUUUACAAGAGAUAGGAGAAGCAUGGAGGCUACCAUCAAACAUUAUCAGAUUAAGAAGAAUGACUCAGGAGAGUGGUACGUGGCUGAGAGGCACUUCUUUCAGUCAAUCCCCGAGUUGGUCUGGUAUCACCAGCACAACGCAGCAGGUCUCAUGACCCGUCUCCGCUACCCCGUUGGGCUGAUGGGCAGCUGUUUGCCAGCCACAGCUGGUUUUAGCUAUGAGAAGUGGGAGAUAGACCCGUCUGAGUUGGCUUUUGUAAAGAAGAUUGGAAGUGGUCAGUUUGGUGUGGUCCAUUUAGGCGAAUGGCGAGCACAUCUCCAGGUGGCCAUCAAGGCCAUUAACGAAGGCUCCAUGUCUGAGGAGGAUUUCAUUGAAGAGGCUAAAGUGAUGACGAAACUGUCCCAUUCCAGGCUGGUCCAGCUCUACGGGGUGUGCAUUCAGCAGAAGCCGCUCUACAUCGUGACGGAGUUCAUGGAGAACGGCUGCCUGCUGGCCUACCUCCGGGACAGGAAGGGGACGCUCAGGAAGGACGUGCUGCUCAGCAUGUGCCAGGACAUAUGUGAAGGGAUGGAGUACCUGGAGAGAAACUGCUUCAUUCACAGGGAUUUAGCGGCAAGGAAUUGUUUGGUCAGUUCUACAAGCAUAGUAAAAAUCUCGGACUUUGGAAUGACGAGGUACGUCUUGGAUGAUGAGUACAUCAGUUCUUCCGGAGCCAAGUUCCCAGUCAAGUGGUCCCCUCCUGAAGUUUUCCAUUUCAAUAAAUACAGCAGCAAAUCUGACGUCUGGUCUUUUGGAGUUUUGAUGUGGGAAGUUUUUACAGAAGGGAAAAUGCCUUUUGAAAAUAAGUCAAAUUUGCAAGUUGUGGAAGCCAUUUCUAAAGGUUUCAGGCUGUACCGCCCUUACCUGGCACCGAUAUCCAUCUAUGAAGUCAUGUACCGCUGCUGGCACGAGAAACCGAAAUGCCGCCCUACGUUCGCUGAGCUGCUGCGGGUUCUCACAGAGAUUGCAGAAACUUGGUGACUUGAGUGGAACGCCAACCCAGAGGAUCACGUCGCACGAUUGUCCCAAAUGAAAACCCUGUGUGGGUCACUGAUGCCGAGUAUCUUCCUUCAGAGUUGCGGGCUCUUGGAUGCAUUCCCAACAUCAGAGGCUUUUCAAACUUGUCCUACAAUUGAAGAACAUUCUGACAAUAUUUUUCCUACAUGUCUGAGAAGGACUUCUUAGCUCUUAUUUUUCUGUAACAUUCUUCAUGUCCCAUAUGGGAAGAUGGGAGAAAUGCUCAAUAGUAUUUAGAAGAAUGGCCCUGAGAACCCCCGAGGGCUGAGGAAAUUGACUUCUGGAAGAGGAGUGACAUUCUGUACUCAGGCGUCCACGCGCGAAUACACUGCCGGCUCGUGACUGGAGGAGCCUCACCUGCAGGACUCACACUGCCGAGCUGCACAGCUCCCAUGGGAAAGGCCCUGCACAAGCCACAGAGGUGUGAGCAUUGUGUAGUCCUCCCUGUGUUAUUUAACAAGUAUUUUUGCACAUAUCUGAUACUUUUGGAGACAGUUUCUUGUAUUCCAGUUUUAAACACUGUUGCAGAAGAUAACCCAAGUCCUACUCUGAACAGGUCCUGGGGACAUUUCCAUUUCUAGUAAUGCCCAUUGGCAGGGGCAGUUCAGAGCCUGAAUUUCAAUUCUAAGAUUUCACGCUCUGUCCAUGUGAAAUUGCACAAGUUAAGAAGAUGACUUAUUUUGUCAGAAAAAGUACCUCCUGCACCUUUCCAGAAGAUGACUUGGUCUUUCUGCAAGAACAAGAGGGAGCAAAAACAAGAUAACCAAAUGUGACUUUAGCUCCUGUUCGGAAGGCCAGGGUUUUGAAUGCAAGAUGAAGUAACCAGUCAUCAUAAUACACCUUAAUUUCCCAUUCACCGCUCGUAGGAACGAUUGGACAUUGAUCGUUUCUAUUCUGAGUGCUCCAGAAGGACCCUGGGAAGAAGGGUGUGAUACAAAGCACAAAGACCUCACCCUGAGGUCUAACAGCAGGAGUCUAUUUUUCUUAUAUUAUCCUGUCCUACAUUAUGGUUCGAAGGGAAUUUGUUUUAUAAUUCUCUUUAGAUUCUAAGUUGCUGACUGUCACUGGUUGUGAUUUUUACAUCAUAUUUGCCCCUCUAAGAAUGAUACCUUUGAGUAUCAGUAGCACUUAAUAAAUGUGCAUUGAAAUGAGCAUCAGGGCACAAGAAGAGCCUUGACAAUUCAAGCGGUGACCUCAGAAAGGUUUGUCUGAGAUACUGUGCUGUUUCUGAGAUUAUCACACCCUGUUUUCUAUGGCCCCUGCCAUGGAAGGGAAGACAGAGGGCUCCUGCUACUGAGACCACAGUUCCAGUAAAAUAAAGUGAAAGUCUAGCUCAAGAGGGCAUGAGACUAUUAAGCAGCAAAAGCCAAGAAGGGAAGGUUAAUGUUAUAACCAGAAAUAAAGUAGUACCAAUCUAUACAGUAGGGUGUCUUUCUCAGGGUUUACUAGGCUUAGUAGUCUCCACUCUCACCCUCAAAGGAAGAAACAACAACAAACAACAAACCCAGACACUGAGAUGCUGGGACUCACUAUAGAGCACCUGUCAUCACUAUGGACACAGGGAGACUGAGCACAGAGCAGAGUGGCAUGAGAGAUAAGUUAUUCCUGGAGGUCACAUGGCAACAGCUGGGACUCCUAAGAGCAUGUGGUGGUGGUGGGCACGUUCUAUUCCCUCUGUUUUAACACUUCAGGGACGUUUGAGACACCAGAUUCGGAACAGGAAUCACGUGGGUGACUCAGGCUCAGGGACUGUGUGGAUUUGGAACGUCGAUGGACAGAGUCAGCAUUCCCUGUCUGGCAAAAGGAAAAUUUUCCUUAAAAAGUAGUCACACAACUCCUUCUGGAACGGAAUUAUAUUUUGCAAUCAAUCUUUGUGUUAGUUAUUGAUAUGCACUCUGUGUGGGUAGCCUAACUAGUCGAGGGUGAUAUAGUACAGCAGUUAAACAGUUCUGCAUAAGAAGUGGACAGGAGGGCCCUGGCUGGUUUGGCUCAGCUGUUAGAGCAUCGGC